Molecule: messenger RNA, 3369 nt
Organism: Impatiens glandulifera
Lineage: Eukaryota; Viridiplantae; Streptophyta; Magnoliopsida; Ericales; Balsaminaceae
Product: GBF-interacting protein 1-like
Exons: 11
Coding region: 232-2826 (864 amino acids)
Source: RefSeq, a predicted model, not a curated record
AUCGAUCUCAAAGGAGUCUGUAGAAUGAGAUCAAUCCAAAACCCUUGAAAAUCUCCUCUUUUUCUCUCUCUAUCUCCCUUUCUCGGCUGUCAUCAUCAGGAGAUUUGUCAAUCCAAUCCAAUCACAUCUAUUUUUUUAUUUUUUAUUUUCUCUUGUUGCCAUCGUAGUUCAUUCUCUUCAAGCAUACAGAAUUGAAGUGGGUAUCGAUAGAUACAUUCCGGUCUUGCGAAGAUGAGCAGCGGCGGUUCUAGGGUUCCGAUUCCAAGCAGUGUUCGCAAGACGAUCCAGCACAUCAAGGAGAUCACGGGGAAUCACAGUGAAGAUGAUAUUUACACAAUGCUCAAGGAGUGUGCUAUGGAUCCCAAUGAAACCACUCAGAAGCUUCUUUUCCAAGAUACUUUCCAUGAGGUCAAGAGGAAGCGUGAUAAGAAAAAAGAGAAUGUAAACAACAAAGAAUCUGGAGAUUCGAGGUGGAGACCACCUGGAAUACAAGGACGAGGGAGUAGGAGGGGAAACUAUUCUUCUCGUCAAUUAGCUCAUGAUGCUGUUAGUGGAAGAAAUGCUCCUAUGGGAAAGGAAAAUGGAACUGAUCCCUUGGGAGAAAAGAGUGUUGGGCUCUCAGCCUUGCCCAUCUCUCAGUCAAAAAAUAAAGAUGCAGUGACUGUAACAAGUUCUGUUACGGUUGUAAGCAGCCCAACAGGUGAGGCUAUUGGGGUUACAAAAACUGAAAAUGGACCAGCUGUUGAUAUGGACAACCUGGUCUGUCCUCCUAUAAAAGUUCCUCCAAUGGAUAUGAAGCAAAAUUCCAGCAGUGCUGAGGCAAGUCAUGAACUGCCGGGACUAGAAAAGAUCAACAAUUCGACUCCUAGAAAUCAAGCAUCUGGAGUCUAUUUCUCUGCUUCUGACCCUGUUUUGGUGCCAUCUCAAGACUCGAGACUUCCUGGUUCUGCUGGUGCAAUUAAGCGUGAGGUGGGAAGUCAGCGAACUCCUGUUGAACAUAUUUCAUCUUCUCAAGAGAACAAGACAACUACUGAAACUUCUGAAGUUGGGAGCUCCUCCAUGCCUAGGAAGAUGCCGUCCAAGUCCCAGGGGAUGAUAAAGAAUCAAGAGUCUGCUCAACUUGUGCAGCCUCGGACCAGUCUUACUGUUCACAGACCUUCAUCUAACUAUAACAGUAGGUCACAACAAUCAACUGGUCUUUCUAAGGCUCUCCCAGCUAAAGAGUGGAAGCCUAAGUCUGCAAAUCCUAACCCAAUUCAAGAGUCUGGAGGAACUGCUAUUCCGGAGGUUCAUUCUACUGUAGAGCAUGACACUCAGGCUAGUGCAGCUUGUCACAUUCUUGAUUCAAAGGAACCAGCUUCAGAUGUGCAGAUGAAGUUAGCCGAUUUGAACUUCCAGCAGGGUCCGCAUGUUAUCAUCCCCAAUCAUCUUCAUAUUCCUGAAGAUGUUAAACUUGAUUUUGUGUUUGGGAGUUUUGAUGUUAGUCAUGGAAUAAAAACCGGCUAUGAUGAUGGACCCGAGAAUGACAGGAAUCAUUUACCCAGUUCUGUUACUUCUGAUACUGUUGAAGAGACGAUAGAACAACCCUUGAGUCAUCAUAAUGCACUGGAGGCUGCUUCCCAGGAAAGAGACUAUCCAGAUCAACCACAUUCACCUGAACAGCAGGUGCAAGAAGGCUCCUCAUCUGGGGAGAUUGAUGCCCCAUCUAAUGCAGCAACCCCAGAGUAUAAAGAGUCUGACCAAGAAGUCUUCUUGCCUCCAACAAGUCAUCCAUACCCCUUAAUUCAUACUUCAUCUAACUACAAUCUUGGUUUCAUACCAACUGUGGUUGCUAAUCAGCUUCCUCCAUUCGACAGUUCUGAAUCUCAGGGACGAGAUGUUCCUCGCAUGCCAAGUUUUGUAGUACCACAACCAUUUGAUCCAAACGGCUAUUAUGGGCAGUUUUUUCGGGCUGGUGUGGACUCGGAUGGCCGUAUUUCACCUGGAGCAGCAUCAAAGUACAAUGGAAAUGUCACAGUUAUGAAUUCUCAAUCUUCUGUCGAGGGAGGGAAUUCUGGUGUUUUAUCAACAACAGGCCCAUCUCCUCAACAAAACUCAUUAUCUGCGACUCAGCAACCACUUCCAGUCUAUCGACAACCAGCUGGGAUGCAUAUAACCCAUUACCCAUCGAAUUACAUCCCUUAUGCACCAUACUAUCCUCCAUUUUACGUUCCUCCUACAGCUUUGCAUCAGUUUUUGGGCAACAAUGUAUUCCCCCAGCAACCUCAGGUUGGAAACAUAUAUCGGGGGACUCCUCCUCCUGGGACAGCCAACAAAUAUCCAUUUUCUCAGUAUAAGCCAGGAACUGGUCCAGGGAACUCCAACAAUCAUGGUGGAGGAGUUCCUGGAAGUUUUGGAUCAUACGGGUCCUCACCAGUUGGAUUUAACCCCAGUUCUGGUUCCACAGCUGCAAACUCUACUGCUGGCGGAGACUUCACUGCACAACAGUACAAGGAAAAUAAUGUUUAUAUCUCCGGUCAACAGACAGAAGGUUCGACAUUGUGGUUUGCUGCACCUGGGCGUGAUAUUUCUGGCAUGCACCCAAGUUCAUUCUAUAAUAUCCCUCCACAUCCUCAUGCUCAAGUGAGUCUAACCACCCCAACUCAGUCUGGGCAUGGCACAUAUACUGGCAUUUAUCAUCCUCAAGCAGUUACAUCACCAAUUGUUCUUCCUAUUCUGCCACAUUCCCAGUCCAUGGCUGCCGGAGUUGAUAUGGUGGCUGCUUCAACUACAGGCGUCUAUCAUCAGCCUCAACAUUCACAAACAAAUUGGCCAAGUAACUGCUGAAGGAAUUUCUCUCUUUCUUUUUAUAUAUACAUAUUAUAUUUUUAGCCAGCAGCAGCAGAGGAGUUCUGAUUAUAUCAUCAUUACAAUAACAAUGUUGAGUGUGAUUAGAACUUCACAAAGGUAAAUUUAUUGGGAAAGAAUGAUUUAUGUUCAUAAAAAAGGUGUGAUGGAAGAAGGAUGGGCAUUGUUAAAGGGGCUGAUCUUCUUUCUUGAUGCUGCUAUACAUGGUCUGACUGUUAUGUCUCCUUUCUUCCUUCCUAAAUACAAAUCCGUCUGCAGUUUCAGAGUUUUUAAGUUUGAGCAUUAUUCUCAUUUUGCCUUCCGACGAUUUCCUCUCAUUUCAUCUACAAUUUAGGUGAUUUUAUUGUAGGAAGGUGGUUAGGGUUUUCAUGGGUGUCGCCUGUUUGCCCCAGUUUUGUCUUGAAUCUCUUGUUGCAGUUUUACCUGUAAAGUGAUUUUUUAUAGCCAAGGAGGAGAGGAAUGUAAUAGUUAUUCACUGUUGUAGUUUUAUCAAGGAAAGAAAGCUUAAAUUUUCCACUUUAA